CCUGAUGCUCCACUGAGCUUUUGUGAAUAAGGAAUGGGAGCACUCUGUUGCCAUAGCUACCAGGACAUCCGACUCGUCUGAUAAAACAAGAUGGCGGCGACAGAGCCAGUGCAUCUGACAACCAUCCUCGUUUUCUUUGCUGGGACGUUACUACAGAAAGUCGAAGGAGACGAAUAUUGCCGGACGUCAAGGGGUGGUCACGUGACGUAUUAUGCUUGUUUCGGGUAUUGCUGUGACGGGGUCUGGUGGGAGGAACAAUGCUGUGUCAUCAUUACACAACUCUGGUAUUUCUGGAUCGGGCUAUUCACCGGCGCUGUGAUCCUACUAGCCUUAGUGUCCCUUCUUUGUUGGAGGCUGAAGAGAAAAGCACGUGUGGAGGUUUCGACGACUACGGACGUUGUAGACUCAGAUACAGAUCUCCGAAACAGAGCUGCAAUUCCAACCAACCAACAAGCGCACUUCAUCCAGCCCCCUCCAUACGACCCGAAAAACUACUAUAACGAUCCUAACGUACCACCAUGA
Branchiostoma floridae (Florida lancelet) is the source of this 522-nucleotide messenger RNA. RefSeq lists its product as uncharacterized. The transcript has 6 exons. The record is from RefSeq and is a predicted model, not a curated record. The coding region runs from base 91 to 522 and encodes 143 amino acids. NCBI's taxonomy places the organism in Eukaryota, Metazoa, Chordata, Leptocardii, Amphioxiformes, Branchiostomatidae.